This is a messenger RNA of Acanthopagrus latus (yellowfin seabream), 3549 nucleotides long. It is a transcript of the gene manba, whose product is annotated as mannosidase, beta A, lysosomal. Lineage: Eukaryota; Metazoa; Chordata; Actinopteri; Spariformes; Sparidae. Gene Ontology annotation, biological process: carbohydrate metabolic process; glycoprotein catabolic process. The transcript has 17 exons. Gene Ontology annotation, molecular function: beta-mannosidase activity. The record is from RefSeq and is a predicted model, not a curated record. Bases 8 to 2791 code for a protein of 927 amino acids.
GCGUCACAUGACAAACCAGGAAGUGCCCUCACAGCAAACACAACACAACCCAGACGCAGUCACACUUUUAAAGAGUGUUCCCGUUACUUACCAUGUCUUAAACCAACCAGAAGCCAUGACUCUGCGUGUCAACAUGUGUGUGUGUGUUUCUGGUGUGUUGUUGUGUUUGUUUUCCGGAGUUUUAUCCGGAUUUUCUUCGGUGAAGGACCAACAACACACUGUGAGUCUGAGCGGUAAAUGGAGUCUGUCCAACAGUAACGGCUCAGUGUCUCUGCCUGCAGAGGUGCCAGGAUGUGUUCAUUCAGCCCUGCAGCAACAGGGAUACAUCCAGGACCCGUAUUUCAGGUUCAACGAUGUGUCUUAUCGGUGGAUUGCUUUUGACAACUGGACGUACUCGACCACAUUUAAUGUAUCUACCCAGCUGAGGUCAAAACAAAAAGUGCUUCUCGUCUUUGACGGUGUCGACACUGUAGCAUCGAUUCAGCUCAAUGGAGUCAGUGUCGGGAAGACGGACAACAUGUUUCGUAGAUAUGACCUCUCAGUCAGAGACCUGCUGACGGACGCAGAUAACGAGCUGAGAGUGAGCUUCUCGUCUCCGGUUCUUUAUGCAUCCGAGCGCAGGAAAGCUCAUUCUGCCUACAGAGUUCCUCCUGAAUGUCCUCCAGACGUCCAGAAGGGGGAAUGUCACGUCAACUUCAUCAGAAAAGAGCAGAGCUCUUUCAGUUGGGACUGGGGGCCUUCCUUCCCCACGAUGGGUCUGUGGAAGGGAGUUCGACUGGAGGCGUUUGACGUCCUGCAGCUCAUCCAGGUGUCCUCUGUUCCUCUGUACAACUUGAGCGUCUCUCAGUGGAGAGUCCAUGUUCAGCUUCUUGUCGAUGCGGUUCAGACAACAAACGGCCAAAUCACGCUCUCCAUACCCGAGCUGGAGUCGGAGCAGACCGUCCAGACACAGUUUCUCUCAGGAAAGACCAAGAACAGCAUCACCUUACACAUCAACACGAGCAGCCAGGUGAAGCUGUGGUGGCCCAACGGACACGGUGACCAACCCUUCUACCAGCUCACUGUCAGAGGCUUUCAGGAUGGAUUUUUAGUCCUCAGUACAGAAUCAAAGGUGUAUUUCCGCACAGUGGAACUGGUCCAGGAGCCGGUUGUCGGGUCUCCAGGAUUGAGCUUUUAUUUCCGAAUCAACGGGAAGCCAAUUUUCCUCAAAGGCUCCAACUGGAUCCCGGCCCACUCCUUCCAGGACCAGGUCUCCCCUGCUGUCUUGAGGAACUUGUUGCAGUCGGCUGUGGAUGCUAACAUGAAUGCCCUCCGGGUCUGGGGAGGAGGGGUGUACGAACAGGAUCUCUUCUACAGCAUCUGUGAUGAGAUGGGAAUCAUGGUUUGGCAGGACUUCAUGUUUGCCUGUGCCAUGUAUCCCACCGAGGACGACUUCAUACAGACCGUAAGAGAGGAGGUCAGCCAACAGGUUCAGCGCCUCAAGUCUCAUCCUUCCGUAAUUAUCUGGAGCGGGAACAAUGAAAACGAAGCUGCCCUCGCGACGGACUGGUUCAGCAUCCCCGUUUCCCAGAGGCCUCUGUACCGGAAAGACUAUGUGACGCUGUAUGUGAACAACAUACGGGCGAUAGUUCGAGAGGAGGACGAGAGUCGGCAGUUCCUCGUGUCCAGUCCGACAAACGGGGCUGAAUCAGAGCAGGAAGGAUGGGUGGCAGCGAACCCCUACGACCCUCUCUAUGGGGAUACACAUUUCUACAGCUACUUCCUGGACUGCUGGGACUGGAGGACUUUCCCACGAACACGUUUCGCCUCUGAAUACGGCUUCCAGUCCUGGCCUUCAUUCUCCACCCUGCAGCCGGUGUCCGUUAAAGCAGACUGGAGCUACAACAGCAGUUUCUCUUCCCAUCGUCAGCACCAUGAGAACGGGAACCAGCAGAUGUUACAGCAGGCUGCUUUACACUUCAACCUGCCGAACGCCACAGAUCCCCUGAAGAGAUUCACAGACACUCUCUACAUCACUCAGGUCAUGCAGGCUCAGUGUGUGAAGACUCAGACUGAGUUUUACCGGCGAAGUCAGAGUGAGAUCAUCGAGGGCAAAGGUCGCACCAUGGGCGCUCUCUACUGGCAGCUCAAUGAUAUUUGGCAAGCGCCGUCCUGGUCAUCGAUCGAGUUUGGUGGAAAGUGGAAAAUGCUGCAUUAUUUUGCGCAGAACUUCUUCGCCGCCGUCCUUCCUGUCGCCUUUGAGGACAACGACACGCUGUUCAUCUACGCCGUCUCAGACCUGAGUCACGACCUGAAGCUCAGAGCUGUGGUGUCCGUGUACUCGUGGGCUGAUCUGGAUCCUGUGUGCACACUGAAGUCAGACCUGCUCCUGGUCCCUGGAGGCAGCGCCGCGGCCAUUUUUAAGCAGCCGGUCACCGCCCUGCUGGCAGGAUGUGGACUCUGCACUCGCCUCACCUGCCUGCUCACCUUUCACCUGGAGGACAGCGGCGGCCAGCAGGGUCCCACCAACCACCACUUCCUGAGCUCACCUAAAGACGCUCAGGGACUCCAGAGACCAAACAUCACAGCCAAGGUGCAGCAGGAUGCGACGGGAUACACCGUCACCCUCCACUCUGCCUCUGUGGCUCCGUACGUCUGGCUCGACGUGGGAAACGUUCCCGGACGCUUCAGUUCCAACGGCUUCCUGAUGGUUUCUAGAAACAGGACAGUGGGUUUUGAAGCGUGGCGCUCCACCAGCGUCGCUGAACUCUCCAGAUCCCUCACCGUCACAUCUUUGGCAGAUGUUUACUGACCUGAGACCAGCCAGCAAAGAUUAUACCAAAGUGCAGAGACAACAGAGGGCACACCGGGACUGUCCUGUAUCUGAACGGACUUUGUGUCUUUUAAAGAGAUAAUACGGCUUGUGUUUGACUCUUUGGAUCAGAGAGUUAUAUUUUUUUACUGAACCUGAUGAAGUUGAGACUUUUCACCAAUUUUCGAAAUGUUUGCUCGUCUUUUCUUGCCAAAAAAAUCAGAGUGGGUUUGCAGCUCUUGGCAAAAGGACGACCUGCUGAAUUCAGUCACUGAGGGCCUUUACAUGAAUCAUUCAUUCACACAAAACCCAUCAGACAAAGAAAUGGAAUGUGUGAAGAUCAGUACAUGCUUGAUAACGUUUAACAAGAUCAACUGGAUGAAGAAUUAUUCCAGAUUUCUAGACUGAUGACAUAUAUCUGAGAUCUUUAGCCACUGAAAUAAAAGGAUAAUUAAUUAGGCUCCAAAACCGACAAUGACAUCGAUCUGAUCAGUAUUAUUCACUGGAAAAUGUUUUUUCCUUUUGUGUGUUUUGCUUGUUUGCACAUCUCUCAGAUAAUUGACUGAACAAAGAUUCAUACUUGACGUCAUGGAUGUGUUGUUUUUUGUACAGAACUGUUCAAAAAGUGUACGUGCUAAUUUUUAUUCUGAUGAUCAGUCUGAAAAUAUCCUGAUUGUAUCAACUGUGGUUGAUAGUUUAAUGAAUGAAUAUGAAAAAUGUUGCAUACACUGAGUAAAUGAUUAUACAUGAUGACUUCA